Podarcis lilfordi (Lilford's wall lizard) is the source of this 16581-nucleotide messenger RNA. The record is from the annotation of a GenBank genome assembly. NCBI's taxonomy places the organism in Eukaryota, Metazoa, Chordata, Lepidosauria, Squamata, Lacertidae.
AUGCACGCGUUUCAAAGACUUCCUACGUCUUUUGCAACACAGACACACACACCCCAACCUAUUGCAUCACCGCACAGAAAUCCUAGCAAUGCUUUGCAGAACAGAAAAGACACAGUCGGCUGGAGUAGGCGGUAAGGAAAAGACCACUCGGUUUCAGAGAGAGAGAGGGGGGUGUUUCGUAAAGGAGCAGAAGGUGGGAGGGAAAGGGCAGGCCCCCCCGCCUCCUCGUGACAAAGGGACCAAUAGAGUCGCGCCAGACGUAGGCUGAGCUUUUCUUUUUCUUCCUUUCUUCUCCGCCAGGCAGCGAAGGGGUUAAAAGCAGGAUCUGCUCUGACUGAUCAUUUUCAGCGAGGCUGUGCGAGCAGGACCGCAUGAGCAACUGCAGCAGCAGCAGCAGCAGCAACCGGCUACAUCAGCCUCAAACCUUUUCCUUUCUCUUUCCUUUGGACUUUUACCAAUCGGCUCCUGGGAGCGGAUCGGAGCAGCUGCUUUGAAUGAGAGAGUCGUCUCCUUGGGGAUCUUAAGUCUAUAUCGGUGAGGGGGGAGCAUUAUCGGUAUUACUAUUAAAUUUAAAUAUAUCCCUAUAUAUUAUUAUUUGUCCGGAUCCCAUCUUUGCAUUUGCCCACCAUCCCUGGAAUUGUGAGAGAGGAGCCUCCCCCCCUCCCCGCGCCCCACUCUUCAUAAAGAAGUUUUUCCCCAACAGAAAUGGCAACGAAAAUCGACAAAGAGGCGUGCAGAGAAGCGUACAAUCUCGUGAGGGACGACGGCACGGAUGUCAACUGGUAAGGCGCAGCUUUAGACUUGGGGUGAAAAUAAUAAUGACGAUUAAAGACCAGUGCAAAUAUAACAAAGAGACAAAAGAAAGGUAUCUUGGGGGCGGGGGGGGGGGCGGGCGAGCGAUCUCUUAAGCUUUAAAACCCAGCAGUACCACACCCCUUGGCUUAAAGACUGAAGCAGACGCCCGUGGACUUCAGCCUUGCUCCAUGUGCCCAUAUCCUUGACCGGUGGAUAUAAUCACUGGCAAAAAGCAUGCAGUUAUGAUGAAUGCCCCAGAGGUUAGCAUUAGGCCGCUUAUACACUGGUGGGGAAGAUUGGAAGUUGGGAAUCACAUUACUCAUCCCCCCCCUUAUGUCUAGUGUGUGAUCCAGUGUGUGUAUGUGUGUGUGUAGGAAUUUUUUUUCAUAGUCGAAAUGCAAAUACCUCCCCCACAUAUUUUACGAUGCUCUUUCCUCCCCCCACUUCUCCAAGGGUGACGUUUAAGUACGAAGGAUCCACCAUCGUCCCAGGGCACCAUGGAGCCGAUUAUGAGGAGUUCAUCAGGCAAUGCACAGGUAAGAAGACGGCAGAUGUACUGUACUUUCUUCCGAAGAUGACCUCAUAGGAUUGGGGGUGGGGAAAGGAAUACAAAAGGCUGAAUGAGAGGUGAGCUGUGGAUUGCAAAUGGUUUUUACAUCCCCCAAAUGUCUCAUUCCUCCAAGAUAGUUUGAAUGUCUGGCUUUUUACAUGAUCUCACCCUGGAUGUCUAAGCAGCCCAGUGGAAUGAUCUCAUUCAGCUAAUCCCUCUUUUGUUUCACCCUUGGCUUAAGUUGGGGAGGGGAUUCCUCCCCCCCUCCAAGAACAAUUUCUUCCUUUCUUCAGGAAAUGUUCUCCUUUUCAUUGCUGGAGUGUAAAUGGUGAAUUCUCUUUACUAGGGGCAUCUUUUUCUUGUAGGGGAAAACAUCUUAAAAUAUAAUGCAAUUAAAGUGUAAAGCAAAUGGAGUUUUGUUUUAAACCUCCCCCCCCCAAAAAAACUUCAAACUAAUGAUGGCAGCUUUCAUUACUUUUUUCCAUUGGUGACCCCCUCCUAUCUCUCUUUUUGGUCUUUUUAAAGUUAUAAACUUUCACCCAAGAACCAGCAAUCUUUUGGGGAUGAAAAGGCAAUGAAUGUAGAAUCCAAAAAUUGUUGUAUUAAUUAAUUCAGCAAUCCACCCAUUUUAUUUAUUUAUUUGAUUUUUUUAAAAAAAAAACCCUGAUCAUCUCCCCCCCCCCCCCCGCCAAAGAGAGAGAGUGUGUGUGUCUCCCAGAAUCCUAUGAAUCACAGUGAUGCCUUCAGGCUUACAAUCUAAGAAGACAUGCCAUAAAAGGAAAAUGAGUUGGGAAGGAGAAGGAAAUAAGCUUUGUUACAAGAGGCUGGAGGAUGGUGGGCUUUUUUGUUUUGGGCUGUUGUUGUUUUCUUACAGGAGGUUAUACCUUCUUGUUUGCAUCCCUUGUGUGCUUAUGGAGCAGCUCCCUCUGUUGAAAACACCACCAAAGUCCUAAGCACACAUUCCCUCUCUUUGUGCAUCUGUGCGUACAUGGAGCUCUGUGUGAAUAUUUUGUGGCAGUGGUGGGUUCUGGAGCAAUAGAAAGCUCUGAAAAUGAAACACACUGCAACUUUUUAAAAUAAAAAUAAUUUCAUACAUUUAUACCCCAACUUCCUGUUACCACGCCUCCAUGUAAGCUUAUAAAACCAGCAUAUUGCUGCAGUGCUAAGGAGCAGAGCCCACUAGGUGCAAUGGAACUUCCUUCUGAGUAAACAUGCAUAGGGUUGAACUAUUUAUAAAAUAAACAAGAAACUAUUUAUAAAAGAAAUAAGGAACUGUUUAUAAAAGAAAUAAAAUAGUUUAUUUAUAAAAUAUUUAUAAUAUCAUUUUUUAAUUAAAAAAAACCCCCUAAAAUCUAUCCAGCUACACAAUCCACUAAAAGAAAUGGCAGAAGCAACGGGAUAGCAAUUAGGGUAACACAAUUAUCUAUAAGAUGCUCAAGAAACCAGUGGAUUGUCCACACUUCUGCUUGUCCUGUGUCUGGAACUUGAGAGGUUUUCCGCUUGUCCCACUGCUUUCCUCCAGGAAAACUCUUUACUGCUGAAUCUGAGCAAACGUCAAUCCGCUGAAAACCCCACUGACAUUUCCUCCAAUUCUGCAGUAAAGAGUGGGUUUUCCUGGAGGAAAGCGCUGGGACAAGCGGAAGUGUGGACGAGCCCUUUGUCAAUUUUGAGUUGGCAUAUAAAAGAUAGAUCGGUCAAUGCUAAAUGAAUAUUUCUGGGCAGCUAUUGCUUGACCAGGGCACCACAUGGAAAAGGCCCUUUCCCUGCUCCUCAGCAAAUGCACCUGUAUUAAUAUUAGUGUUCUUAAUUUGGUUUAUUUAAUUACUCCAGGGUACCUAGAGUGUAUAGAAGAGAAGGCAGUCCUUCAGAUACCAUUUAGAGCUAGCUGGAAUGUUGGGCCCACAAGAUACUGGGGAAGUGAUUCAGACAAGUUGCUUUGUAUGCAUUUCAGAUCAAAAGACUUGUGUCUUAAAAUACAGCUGGACACAGUCUUAGAGAGCGUGUCAAUUGCAAUUCUAUGAACUUUUGGGUCACCUGCUUCCAGGGGGCUUUUUAUAUAUAAAUGUGGCUGUGAAACGGAGGGCCUCACAGACUUCUGGGCAGCCUUCUAAGGGCCACAUGCCAGGGGUGGGGGUGGGCCAGAAGCAAAUGUGAGCACAUCAACCAAUGGAAAUUGUACAGUAGGCUGGUUUCUAGGCACAUGCAACACACCCCUCUUCCUCCUCCAUCCAGGUAAGCAAGAAACAUUAUCAGAGUUCAAGGACACAUUCCACCAUGCAGAAGCCAUUGGGGGGCUGUGAGGGGUGUGGCCUGGAGGCAUUUCUGAGGACCAGGGAAAGAGGCCUAGUGGGGCACAUUCAGCCCUGCAAUAUUGGCUAGAUACCAAGACACAUUGCACCAGGACGUCUAAAAUGGAAAGAAAGAAUAACGUCUUGCUUUGCAGAGGAAAGUGAAAUUGGAACAGACAGUCCAGCGGAUUCCUUAUCUAGAGCCCUAUACGAGUGUUCAUGUGUGGCUCAGAGUGCUGGGGAGAAAGCAGGUGUGUGCCUGCUAGCUCUGCUCCCCACCUGGUAUUCCAGUCAUCCUACACAACUUGGAGGGCAGAGAGCUGAAACAGGGAACAGCCUGUACUUGCAGAGGCUCCCCCUACUCAUUCUAUAAGACUGGGGUUCAAAAAUGUGAUACCAUGAGUGACAGGAGGCUUCUCCACUGCAGCAGCCCUCCAACUUGUGAAGGACAACGUGGGUGGAGCCAGAACAUUUGUGAACACCAGAAUAGGGAUUUUGUAUCAGUCACACAUCAAUCUGCAAGGAGGAGUGAGCUGUUUUGUUUGAGUCACACACAUGUAAGGAUCACUGAGUCACACCAUCUUUGAUUUGGCUGGGAGAAAACUGAUUUGGAUUUGCAGGUUGGGCAACAGAGCUGAUGUGGUCUUGGGAGCCGCAUGGCUCAAGUGUGUGCUUCCUUCUACAGUAUCAUAAUACCUACUCAGCCUACAUGUCUGUAGGAAGAUGGAGUUGUAUACGAUGCUUGUACUCAGAGCAGACCCACUGAAAUUCAUAGGCAUGAGACUUAAUGUAGGGCACUUCCAGAUUGUGACUUUUUUCAGGUGGGAUAGUCAAUCACACAGGUGAUUUGGGUGGUGUUGCACAAGAAACCUGCUUCCUUUUUUUGUACUGGAAAGCAUGGAAUGCAACAUUGUCUAACCCCCUGCACACAAAUCAGAAUGCAUAUUCAAUAAACAGGUUGUCUGGAAGUGACCUGAAGUCCAUCAGUUUCAAUGGGUCCACUCUGAGUUAAAACUUAGUUGGAAUACAACCCAUUAUUGCAAAAGAGAUGUUCACUCUCCAGUGUUUUCUCCUUUCCAAAGCCUGCACAGAACUUCAUAUUGCUUGCAGAAGGGGCGAACACUUGCACCAUGAAGCAAACUUGCCCACAAAAUUAUCCCAACCUCCAAGUAUUGCAUCUUGAGCCUGAACAAUUUCCUUAUUAACUUCCUCUGUUUAUUUGCAGAGCUGUACAUAGUGUUUGGCUCUGUUUUUUUCCAUCUGGGAGGCAGUCAGUGGUUCCUGCUUGUCUUUAGAUUUAGAAUAACAAAGCAGAAGCAGAAUGGCUCAGCAGGAAAGCAGAAAAGAUGUGUGUGGCUUUGUCAGAGAAUGAAUGACUUUGUAUGAAUCUUUUGAGGAAUGGCUUCAUGUGCAUCUGUUUAUUCAGGCAGGCGGUUGGGUUUCCCCCUCCUUUCCCCAGCCAAUAACCUUUGGAGGGGGUGCCACCCCCUUCUUAUGGAGCAUCAGUUCACAUGAACAGAGACAAACAGCACAACCUUGCAAGGAGAAUUUGCCUCCCAAAUGCUGUGUGUUUCCUGUGAGGAAAUGUUUUCAUUCCGAGGGCCACAUUCAAUUCUAGGUAACCUGCUGUGGGCCACAUGCUGGUGGUGGGUGGAGCAAGUGGCAAAGUGGGUAGAGCAGGGGUCAGCAAACUUUUUCAGCAGGGGGCCGGUCCACUGUCCCUCAGACCUUGUGGAGGGCCGGACAAUAUUUUGAAGAAAAAAAUGAACAAAUUCCUAUGCCCCACAAAUAACCCAGAGAUGCAUUUUAAAUAAAAGGACCCAUUCUACUCAAGUAAAAACACACUGAUUCCUGGACCAUCCCAGACUGACAGGGCAAUUGGGCCGGAUCUGGCCCCCGGGCCUUAGUUUGCCUCCCCAUGGGGUAGAGUAACAAAUGCCAAUUUCCCCAUGGUGCAGGAGGGUAGUUUCAACACACACUCAAACAUGCAUGAGGAGAGAGCGAGGAAGUUCCCCAUGGCACAGCCAAAAAUCAUUGGAUACUGUCCUGCACCUACUUUACUGUUUUUUUCUUUGGGGGGAAUUGGGGUUGUGGUCAAAGUAGGCCCUCAAACUGAAAGUUAGGCACUCCUGGGUCAGGCCAUUAGGUAUAGCAUGUGCUACAAUGAAAAAUCAUAGACUCAUAGGAUUGCAGAGUUGGAAGGGACCCUAAGGGACAUCUAUUCCAAACCCCGCAAUGCAGGAAGUACAGCUGAAGAAUCCCUGAAAGAUGGUCAUCCAAUCUCUGUUUAAAAACCUCUGGUGAAGAAGUGUCCACUGUCAAACAGCUCUUCCUGCCAGCUUUCUAAUCUUUAGUUAGGAUUUCCUUUCUUGUACUUUGAAUCCAUUGGUUCAGGUCCUACCCUCUGGAGCAGCAGAAAACAAGCUUGCUCCAUGUGACAGCCCUUUAGAUAUUUGAAGAUGGCUCUUGCAUUCUACUUCUCAGAGCAUGUUACAUCCAUGCCUCUCAUAUGCACAGCAUCUGUCUUUCUGGUGGCUUUCAGAUGGGUUCCCUCCCCCCCCCCCGAAAAAUAAAGGAAAUGGCUAGAAUGUGUUUGAAGCUAAUGUGCAAUCAACCCCAUCCUGUUUCAAGAACUCCUCUUGCAGGGCCUGGAUGGCUCUCUGUGGGCUCCUUGAGCCUUAACUAAGGAUUUAAUUCAAGGCUUUUGAGCCUGCUCCCUUUGGUCCAUGAGGGAUGGCAUCCCUCCAGAGGCAGCAUUAAUAAUGGGCAUCUGUGAGCCAUCAAUCCACUUUGAAACUAGGGAAGGGUGCAUUUCAGAAACGUCUGCGAUAACCUUCAAUGCCUUUCCAUCAUCCACUUUUUGUAAAAAUAACACUUUAAUGCACUUAUAAUUGAGGUUAAAAAUGAGGUCACUAAGUGGGAAAAGAUCUGAUUUUAUAGGGCACAUUUAAAAAAAGAAAAGAAAAGAAAGGACAGGGAUUAGCCAUCACUUGACAUCUCCAGAUUCAAGCCGUAUUCUUAUAGAAGGCAUAUUUUUUGGCCAACUUUAUUGAGAUAUAGCAGAUUGUUAUGGCUCUCUGUUUGAGUGGGAGGUUGGCCUGGUUGCAAGGCUCAUUUGAUUAAAAGCUUUUCAAAUGACUGAAAAAAAAUCAUUCAUUUUUUAAAAAAGUUAUCCUGCCACACCUUCCCUCACCUACCUGGGAGUGAGACUCAUUGCAAUGGAUCCAGAUUCACUCAGUUGACCUUAAGUCAACUCAUUGAUUUCAGCAGACACUAAGUCAUGUGUUACUUAAUACUAGGACUUAGAGACAUUCAAUGAAGCUGAAUGUUGGAAGAUUCAAGACAGACAAAAGAAAAUACUUCUUCAAACAGUGCCUAGUUAAAUUAUGGCAUUUGCUCCUAUUGGAUGUUGUGAUGGCUACCGAAUUGGAUGGCUUUAAAAGGAGGUUGGACAACCUCCUGGAGGAUAAGGCUAUCAAUGGCUAUUAGUCAUGAUUACUGUGUAGUGCCUGCACUAUCAAAAGUAUUAUGUUCUGAAUACCUGUUCUAUACUGGGAAGCGUGGAUGGGAGAGAGUGAUAAGCACUUAUGUCCUAGUCAUGGGCUUCCCACGGGGCAUCUGGUUGGCCGCUGUGAGAACAGAGUGCUGAACGAGAUGGGCUAUUGGCCUGAUCCAGCAGGGAUCUUCUUAUGUUCCUAACUUGUCCCAUUGCGUUCAAAGGGAACUAAAGGUUUUAACUCGAUGGGGCAUUGGAAGAAGCUUCCCAUACAGACGUUUGCUUUUUAAUUAUUUCAUUUCUGUACUGCUUGUCAAAAAAGAAAAAAGAAAAGUGAAGUGGUUCACAAAUAAUAGCAUAAAAUAGAUAAUACACACAACUGAAACCAGCCUAGCUGAGAGUAAUAAUAAUAAUAAAAGAACACCAAGAUAUAUUGCGUUUCGUAGACCAUUCAAUCAGUUAGUGGUCUUUGUGCCCUCCUUAGGUACUGGAUAGCUCAGCUGGUUAGUGAGUGAUGCUGAUAACGCCAUGGUUGCAGGUUCGAUCCCCAUAUGGGACAGCUACAGAUUCCUGCAUUGUAGGGGGUUGGACUAGAUUAUCCUUGGGGUCCCUUCUAACUCUAUGAUUCUAUGAUUUCUGCCACACCAGCACAGUGACCCAUAGCCCACAGUGAAUAGCUGCACCUCCAGCAAUACAUUGCCACAAAGAGGGUGCCACAACCAAAAAAGCCUUCACUUGGGCCCAGGACUGUGACCACAAAGAGGGCUCCCUCCACAGAACUGAACUGGUGGACUGGCAAGUACUGAGAGAGGUGCUGGUCUAUCAGUUAUUUGGGCCAAACCAUUUAGGGGAUAUUCAGCUGCUGCCAGCCAAGUGGGCCAGUUCAGCAGAUAGUCAGGGAUGUUGUUAGGGUGUGGUACAUGGACCCUGGAACUCCUGGCACUUCUGCCUCCUUUUUAUUUUUAUUUUUAAAAAGCUUUGCUUACAGGGCCACUUCUGAAAGUCAAUCUAAACUUAGUCUCUGUAUUUAUAAAAGAACCUGCGCAAAUUGUAUGCAAAUUCGUGCCAUGGUCGUGUGCCCUUGGGUCUUCUAAGGGCCUAGCAGUGCCCUUGAUGCUCAAGAAGCAAAGCAGACCUCAGUCACUCCGAAAUGACUAGCUAAGAUCUUUGGCCGUGUGGCUUGAUGAGGAUCCUCUCUCACUCCUAAGGUCUGCAGCGGAAAGCUUUUGGCAGGAGGAAAAUAUGCAAGGGUUAAUGGUUUACCCUUUGGUUUCUAAUCUUCUCCCAACUUCUGCUUCUGCUGCCAGCCUCCCUUUUUCAUGUUUACUUUAAAGAGUAAGCCUGUAAGAAAGAAAGAAGGAAGAAGAAGAAGAAGCAAGAUGAACCCUCCUUAUGGCAAUGAUUGUGGUUGCGUUUCUCAUUGACAGGCUGUUCCUGUCUGCCUGCAAAUCAUUUCCCACCUCCACCCCCUCCUUUUCUCUCUGCCUUUGCAAAAUGCACCUCCCUAGGCUGUCAGGCAGAUGCCAUUUCACUUGUUCCUCUGCUUUCCCAGUGGCCAUCUGGAAUUGGGUUUUGAUUCUUCGUAAAAUGCAAAAUCUCUCAUUGCAAGGCCUUCUUCUCAGACAUGUUGUUUCCACGAACACGCAAACGUAAAGGCACGCACGCACACACUUUAUUUAAAACAUUUAUUUCUUUGUAAGAUUUCUUAACAUGCCUUUCACUACGAGGUCCCAGGGCAGGCUGCAACAGUUUAAUCUUAUGCCUGUAAAAACAAGUACAGCCCUUCCAAGCAACAGUACAGGAUGAUACCAUAUCAGAGGUGGGCAGCUAUUUUGUGUUUUUACUAGGACCCACCCUCCACCAAUCAGAACCAGUGUAAAAUAGAGGCUGGUGUGGGUGGGAGGUGCAUACACUUACAAUGAACCAUCAAUAUACUUCUGAACCACCUCUCAGUCCUUUCACACAAAAAGUCCACUCCUGGUUUUCCUCCAACCUUUCUUUUAGCACUUUGAUUUAUUAGUAUAGUAUUAGUUAUUGCUUUUGUUAACCUUUUAGAGUGAGAAAUGCUUGCCUGGUCUUCUGUAAAUCACCAGGCCGGCAAUCUUAGCUACUCUUACUUGGCAGUAAGCCCCAUUUAACAUAGUGGCACAUACUUCCAAGUAAACCAUCUUAAGACGGCACUAUGUUUUUUUUACCUGUCCUUGCACUAGAACAGGGGUAGCCCAUCUGAUGUCCUCCAGAUGUUGGACUCCAACUUGUACCAGGCAGCAUAACCAGCAUUCAGGGAUUAUGGAAACUGUAGUCCAGAGGGUACCACAUUGGCUGCAUCUGCACUAGAAUAUUUCAGGUUUAUUGGAAUAAAUUGUGAUCCUGGGUGGUUGAGAAUUGACCUGCCCACUCAGGAAACCAGUUUGGUGGGGGGGAAAUGCCACCUACUGAUAAGUGAGCAAUGAACUUUGGAAGAGCUGAUUAAGUUGUGUGUCUUUUAGGUGUGAAUUGCAUGGUUACUCACUCGUGUGCAAAGUAGCCCCAAAGAGUCUGCUUAGAUGUCACUAGUCUGCAAUCCUCAAUACAUCCGCUAGGGACUAAGUAAGCCUCAUUGGACGCAGUGGGACUUACUUCUGGGUAAAGACACAUUGCCCUGUAAGUCUCUUGGUCACAUCACCACCAUACAUUUAAAGUGCAUGGCUUCCUCGAAAGAAUCCUGGGAACUAUAGUUUGUUAAGUGAAUUGUAGCUCUGUGAGGGGUGUGUGGAUGUGAACAAUGCCUGCUCAUUAGUAGCAGAAGAACCUUUUGUUGACGAGUCUUAGGGCUUUUCCACACACACCAAACAUUUAAAGCACAACCAGCGCCUAACCCACCUUGCAGGUUUGUUGUGUGAUAUAUAUUUUUAAAAAAAUUCUAAAAGGAAUCUGGGGGGGAGGUGUCUUCUAUGGCUGCAGUCACACAGCAGGUCUCCCCCAUUUUCACAAUGUUUCCCUAAUUCGAGCUCCCCCAAAUUCCAGAAACACAGUAGCGUAUCAUGCUAGUUUAAUGCUCAUUUCUGCGUUGUUCGUUCCCAAAUAAAAUCUGUGUGCAAAGAACACAUAAAUGAGUGCUAAACUUGUGUUCACUAUGUUGCUAGAAGUGCCCAUUAUGUUCUCUGGAAGCUCAAAAAGAAUAUGGAAGUUCAGAAUUAGGUAAACAUCUUGCAAAGUGAAUACUGUAAACUGCUGUGGGAAGGCAGCUUGCAUUGGGUCCAUUCAUCCUGGCAUUAUCUGUGAGACUUCCCAUUUUUUGUUUAUUUUGGACCUCAGCAAUGUAUUUUCAGCAACUGGCAAGGAAAGUGGCUUACCUCCCCUCACCCCGCCUGCUUUUUAUUUUUUGCAUGAUGACAGUGGCAUUUCCUCUUUCAAAGGGAAGUUGCUUUCUUACAAAAAUACUUUGUUGCAAGCAUUGCAGAAAUGCCAGCCAACUGUGGAAGAGUGAAUUAAACUCCUUUAAGGGCUGGUGGUGGGGAGGCUGGCACAGGGUGUUUGGGGCAGGUUGGGGGGGAGGGAGAGGCUUCCAUUAGGAAUUUAGAGUGAGUUUAAGAAGAAGGUUGAGACUGCAGUCCUGCCCCGUUGAAACCAAUGGAACUUACUGCUAAGAAGACUUGCAUAAGAUGGCACUGAGAGGUGGUAGCAGGGGGCUGCAGUAUCCUUCAAAUAUGUGAAGUGUGUCUGUGUAUGUUUCUGCAAGAGCCUGUCACACAAACCUUUGGUUUUCUAACCUUCUGGGAAAGGGGUGGGGAAUCUUUUUCACCCCGAGGGCCACAUUCCCUUGUGGGAAGCUUUCCGGGGGCCACAUGUUGCUGGUGGGUGUGGCUAGAGGAAAAAAGAUGUCGCUCUUUGUAGGCUACACUGCACAACUGCAUCGCGCAUUGAAAGCACAUUCAAUGCACGUUGCUUCCCCGACCCAAAGAAUCCUGGGUACUCUUAUUUUCCCUCUCAGAGCUACAGUUCCACUUGUGACACAUCAUGCCAUCUUUAGCAUAUGUUCUGCCGGGGUGCAAAGAUCCACCCAGCCCCCCCAAAUUUAGUUUAGCUCCCAAAUUAACUUUUAUUAUGCUUAUGUCAUAUGUAGUAGAGACCUAAGUACUAAGUAGUUAGUCAAAGAAAAUGCUGACAAUUAGCGGGGAAAAAACAUUAUUUUUUUAACGAUUUCUCUAAAUGACUUUGAACUGUAAGUGAUGAAAUUAAAAUGCACCAUUGUGAAUGACAAGUGCCGCCACUGGUGCGGCGCCAGUACAUCUUUGGUCAAUGAGCGCACAAAGUCGAAAGUCCUUUAGUGAAACAGUAGGUAUACAUUUUGUUAAUACCCAGGUAUAUAUGUAUUUUGUUUUUCUAGCUCGAUCAAAAUUAUUUAUUAUUUCAUAACAGGUAGAUAGUUAAGAGCUUAGGUGGCUUCAGCGGCGGGCGUCUGGCAUCCCCCCCCCAGAAUUCGGUGCCCUGGUGCCCUGCACCCCUUGUACCCCCAGGCAAAGACAGCCCUGACAUCAUGUACUGUAUUCAGAUGGUGUCAGAGCCAGAAAACGGAUCCUCCAAAGAGGAGCUUAGCACUUGGAUAGAUUCACAGAGCAAUAGGCAAUCCUUAAGGAAGGGUUGGGGAAUCUGCGGCCUGUUGGACUCCAGCUCCCAUCAUCCCAGGCUGCUGGCCAUGUUGGCUGGGGCUGAUGGGAGUUGGAGUCUGACAUCUGGUGGGCCACAGGUCCCCCCCCCCGUCCCUGACUUAAGGUAUCCUAGGUCUAGGCUCAUUGCAUCUGCAAGCUGUUUGGUUACACAUUCUUCAGCUAGGCUUAUUUUACUCCACCAGCUUUGUAACCUUUUUUUCAUUUUUUCUCCCCAUCCAGAUGACAUUCGGUUGUUUGGCUUCGUCCGAUUCACUACUGGUGAUGCCAUGAGCAAGAGAGUCAAGUUUGCCCUGAUCACAUGGAUCGGUGAGAGUGUCAGUGGUUUGCAGAGAGCCAAAACCGGGACAGACAAGACUUUGGUUAAAGAAGUAGUACAGGCAAGUUUAACUAUUACUAAUAUUAGUCGUUGUGUUGUUGUGUUUCUAUACCGUAAACCACCCUGUGACCCUUGGAUGAAGGGGGCGGUAUAUAAAUUUAACAAAUAAUAAAAAUAAAAAUAGUAGUAGUAGUAGUAUCCCUACUCGUGCGCCUUUCACAGCAGCCUGUAUUUACAUAUGUGUAAGAGGAUAAGUUUGCAUGAACAUCCUCAUGCAUGUUCUACAUAUUAGCCUUGAUGUUCCCCCUCCACUUAGUAAUAGGCCCCCUGGAUCUCCAGGUCCUGGAAGAGUAUCCAUUUCCCCUUUCUCUCUUCUCCAUGCUUUGUGGGGAGCAUUUGGCUUGACAGUGAAAUUGAGGAGGCUAGAGCUAUACUGGCAACUCGGAGUAUCUUGCAUUUGACAAUGUUGAAUUUUACAUCUCCUGGUCAUUCUCCUUUAGUCUCCAAAACGUAUUUAAGUUACUUUAUCUGCUGCUUCUUACCAUGGCUUGGUAAUGUGCAUAAUGGCAAACCAUGGUUUAGCAUUAAGUCACAGGCAUGCAUACUUCCCUCCUUUCCCCCUUUUCUACCAGGUCCAUGAGAAGGAGAUCAAGUGCUGCUACUUCUGUUUUGGAUUAACCACAGUUUAAUGUGACGACCGGACCCUAAACUGUGGCUAAUCUUAGCUACAGUUAGUGAAAACAAUCCAGCCUCACAAACUGUGGUUGGCUUGCUUCCACUAACCUCAUUUAAUACUUCUCCCAGUUCAUAUAUCAAGAUAAGCUUGUGACCACACCAGAGGAGGAAGAAAGGUGCAGACCCACUGUAACACUUCUAACAUUGCUAAACCAUGGGUAGUGAAUGUGGUGACGUCAAGAUGUUGUGGACUAUAACUCCCAUCAGCCUCGGACAGAGAUGAUGGGAUUUGUAGUCAAUUACAUCUGAAGGAUAAUUUGUUGGCUAAACCAUGGCUUGGUGUUACAAGUGAACACAGUUUGUUUUAUUGUAUUUUAUUGUCAUGUCAUUUUAUUGUCUUAUGUCAUUUUAUUGUGUGGUGUUGUUGUUGCAUGUUUGUAUUUUUUGGAUGCAUUUUUCCCCAGGAUGCAAUUUUUAAAAGAUAAAUUCAGAUUUCAAAAAACAGAUCUCCUUACUAUAUAUUUGACAUGACUGCACACAAUUCCAUCUUUCCUGGAUUGUUCUGGGCAAACCAGUGAGUGUCACUUGGCUAAUCUUGUGCUGUCAUAUGAACAAAGGAAGCUGUCUUACACGGAGUCAAGCCAUUGGUCUGUAUAACUCAGCGUUGUCUGCCCUGACUGGCAGCAGCUCUCCCAGGUCUCAGGCAGGAGUCUUUCUCCCAGUCCUGGGAGAACUUCCAUCAACCCUAGCCGGUGUGCCCAGUGGUCAGGGAUUAUGGGAGCCAUAGUCCUGAACAUUUGGAGGGUGCCAGGUUGUUUGUGUCCCUGCAGCCAACCAAAGGUCCAUCUGAUCUGAAGUUAAAUCCGGUGCCUCUGAGUAAAUUGCAAGGUAACCAGGCUUCCCUCUUUCUUUACCACUGAGUCAUGGCCCUUUGAUUCCAGAAGACUGGAAACACCCCAGAUAAUUUUAUCUGACUGUGUGCAGGCUCCAGGGGCUGUUCUUCCAGUCCAAACUAAUUAACAAGCGAGCAGCUUUUAAUAGUUAACUAGGAUAUAGGAACGGCCUCCUGUUUGAUGUUGGACGGAAACAGGAAAACAGUGGUGUGUGUGCCUAAUCCUUUCCUGAUGGGAGUUCAUCCUCCCACAGAAUCAGCUGCAGUUGCUAAUAAGCACAAGACAACUUGUCAUUAUUUCUUUUAAACACAUCAGGGGCAACUUUCAGCCAAAGCUUCCAAUAUUUUGGAAUUAACACUAUAUGUUUGUAAACCACUCUUGUGAUCCAUGGGUGAAGGGAGGUAAAGAAACUUUAUAUAUAUAUUUCCAAAAAACAGCAGCAUCAUUAAAUACCUCAACCAUUUAAAAGAAAGUAAAAUCAAGUGUAACAAUAAAGCAACAAUACGACUAAAGUGAAACCAGCUGCAAAACAGCAAACAGUAGCAAUAAAACAAGAAACCACCAUUAAUAUCUGUUAAAAGUCUGGAGUGAUAAACAUGUAAGGGGAAGGGCUGUAGCUCAGUGGUCAGAGCACCUGCUUUUCAUGCAAAAGGUCCCAGUUUCGGUUCCCAGCAUCUCUCAGUAGGGCUGGGAGAAACCCUCCUCCCAUCUGAAACCCUGGAGCAGUCAGUGUUGGCAGUACUGAACUAGAUGAAUGUCUCUGUAUCAGGCAGAUACUAUGUUCCUAUUCCUGAGAUAGUGCUGAAAAGAUUUAAAGAGUCAGUGCUGGUUGAGGACAUUCUACAGCCAGGGCACCACCACUAACAAGGCCCUGUCUCCAUUUGCCACUCAACUACUUAUGGGACAAGCGGUAAAAACAGAAUGCGAUCUCUUAAGGGCCCUUCAGCAACUUCAGUCAAAAAGCUGCAGAGUGCCCAAGAACUUGUAUCUUUUUAUUUGGAAUAGUCAAAGCAUACCAUCCCUAUGGAAUCUGCCUAGAGAACGAAUGGGGGAACCUCUUUUAGCCCAAAGGGCAACCUUCCAGGAGGUGCUUGUUAGUGGUGGGUGAGGCCAGAAGAAAAGUAGGUGCAGUAAUCAUCUGGCCAGCAGGUGAUAUUCCAGUCAUGCAAAAGCCACAGGUUUCUACACACUUGAUGCCACCCACUUUUGCUACUGGUGAUGCCACCAGAGCUUGUUUUACAUAGCUGUUGUUUCGACGGAAUGAAGGAAACAGAGGAAGUCCAGCGAAGCUGUGCUUGUAUACACGGGACAGACGCCUUUCUAAUUCAGAAUGUGGCAUUUGCACAUGUUCUUAAUAGCCACCCCCCCAAAAAAAACAAGACUUCCAGAUUAAGGAACCGUGGCGUCCCUUAGCAAUUCUGAUUCAUUGCAGCAGUCAGUGGAUCAAAUGAGAACUUCGGACGGAACAUUUGCUGUCGGCUUCUCCACAUCAUUACACAGACUUUGCCUGCUGCUGCUGUUGUCUUUGUGAAGCGAUUCAGGUUGUUGCUGCGUCCCGGCCUCCUGGCCUAAAAUAAAUGGCUGUGCUUGUUUGUGGUGCCCAUACGCUUUGGAACAAACACAAAGGCGGCAAUUCAUUCCUGGGGCACAGCCGAGGUCAGGAUGGGAGGACAGAGAGGUGGGGGCAGAGAGGCGAGCUGAGAGGCUCUUGUCCUCGGAAUGCGUGUCUCAUGCCUGGAAUUUAAGAGGAGCUAGAAACAACGUCUGUGCAUCAAACAGAGGAGAAGGAUUUCACGAGAAGCUAUGAGCGAUGGUCCAGGGAAACUGACGUGACCACCUGCCUGGUGUCCUUGUAGCUUCUGAUGCUCCAAUGAACAUGAGAACGGAGCCCUGCUGGAUCCAAUCAAGUGCCCCAACUAGUCCCACAUGCUGCUUCCUAUGGUAGCCAACCAGAAGUCUCUGGCAGGGCUUGUAGGCACAUGAUAUGCAGCAAGGUCAGCAAGAGGCAAGGGCCAUAGCUCAGUGGUACAGCAUCUGCUUUGCAUGCAGAAGGUCCCAGGUUCAAUCCCUGGCAUCUCCAGGUAGGGCAGGGAGACAUAUAUUAAUUUAAUAAUAUUAAUUUAUUAUUUAUACCCCUCAUCUGGCUGGGUUUCCCUGUCUGAAACCCUGGAGAGUCACUGCUAGUCAGUGUAGACAAGUGUCCUAAGUCCUGUGAGGACAUUGUAGUGGUUGGGGGUCCAGAUGAGGAAGAGUUGGAGGAGAUCAAUGUUUAAACCAGGCACUGAAAAACAAAAUACUUGAAAUAUUGUACAACUGCUUAAGAGAUUUUUUUUAAAAAAAAUACUAAGCAGUUUAUUUAUAAGAAAAUAAAUAAUAAAUACUAGGAUACAGAUUUAACUGGCACCAGGAACUCAUCAGGCCACAUUGGCCAGGGAAGGGCAUUUUUCAGCCAUCGUGCCACUACAGAGAAUGCUCCCAGUAUCGGAGUUGCAGUCCAGCAACAUCAUAGGAAAAUAGGAAGCUGCCUUAUACCAGAUCAGACCAUUGGUUCAUGUGGCUUAGUAUGGUCUACACUGACUGGCAGCAGCUCUCCAGGGUUUCAGGAAAGGGACACUCCGAGCUCUACCUGGAGAUGGCAGGGAUUGGACCUGGGACCUUUUGCUUGCAAUGCACAUUCCUUGCCACUGAGUUAAGGGUAGGGGUGGGGACCCUUACCCUAAUCUCAGGCACAGAAGGAUUCCUAUCACUGAAACGCUUGCACCGCCUCCCUUGAUGAGCCUCAUGCUUUGCUUUUGUCUCUUGCAGAAUUUUGCCAAAGAGUUUGUCAUCAGUGACCACAAGGAGCUGGAUGAGGAUUAUAUCAAGAGCGAGCUGAAGAAAGCUGGGGGUGCCAAUUACGAUGCACAGGCAGAGUAA